UGAGCAUGAAUUAUACGAACAUUAAGAUAAAAGGAAGAGGUGAAGCUCAAACUGGCUAUGCUAAGAACCACGAUUUGCAUAUCAAAAUGUCGACUCAAAAUCAUAUUCCAAGGGAAAUUUUAAGAGACAUGAUGAGGAAGAAAAGGAAGCUAAAUAAAUAAGUUAAAACUGCCUAAUAUGUUCAACAGUAAUCCUAUGAACAAGGAGUUGUCUUAAUUUCAAACACUGAGAUUCACAAGACAGCCAAUUUCUCACCCAGAAUAAUGAUGAAUGAUAUAAGCUACAUUCUUAAGAAAAAUUCGGAAUCUGCAACAAGAUCGUUUUAUAAUAGCCCACGGUUUAUAUCUCCUAUGAACAAGACUUGCACAACACUAAACCCAGGACAGAAUGGUUUAGGCAAGAAUGAGUACCACUAGGCGAUUUCAGGGACAACCAUAGGAGAAACCCUCUUACUCCAAUGAACAAGGAUAAUGAGAACAUCAGAUCGACCUCUCAUGUGAAGUUUCAAGACCUCGCUGGAUUCCUGAAAGUUAACAAGUCAAAAAUCACACAAAAACCUAUCUUCUCAAGAUCAAGACGAAUAACUCCUGUCGUGAGCAGAGUCAAAGAACCCUGUUCCAGGAGGUUGAUCAUGAAGAAGCAGAAAUAAGGAUGUCAAAAAGAUGGACCAUUUAAUGCCAGUAGACGACAAUAACCCUAAAACUAUCUUAAACUCCUCCACAGAGUACAGCUGCAUUGACAAAGAAUACGAUGAUAUCUACUUAAACAGCCAAAACGCAUCUGAUAGCGUCAGAAAAGUGAGGAUGAAGCCUAUUAAUAAGUUUGGGUAUUCCUCCCCUAUCCAGAGCCCACUCCUCGGCUGAAGCUCAUACUUCGGAGCUCAUAAAGGCUCUAUACACCAUGGGAAGAAAUUUGAGAAUAAAUAUAGAAAACAAAUCUCCAAAUUUAGUGCUAAGAGCAACCAAGAUAUCUUUGAGCCGCUCAAAAUUGUAAAAAGGUUUGACACUGAUCUUGGAAAUGCUCAUUCAGGCACAGCUAAAAAGCAAAAUGCAGAUUUGCUUUAA
This is a messenger RNA of Moneuplotes crassus, 1064 nucleotides long. The record is from the annotation of a GenBank genome assembly. NCBI's taxonomy places the organism in Eukaryota, Ciliophora, Spirotrichea, Euplotida, Euplotidae.